AUGCUUCGACAGGCGCCACCUUCGUACUACAUCAUUCCCGGCGGAAGCCAAAUGACACUUCCGUUGAUGAGAUGGACAUUUCGAGGGUUUUCGAUCGCGCUGUGGACGAAGCUGCCAUUGUCUCAAGAGGGCAAGAAAAUCCGCCUCUUCAAAUUCUACAGCACGAGCAAAUGCCAGGGCGUGGAAUGCCUGAUCACCCCGCUCAGUAACGACAGAGUCACGCUGACGAUGUCAUCCAUCACGGACGAAAAAGGUUGGCGCCACGUGAGCUCGCAGUUUCAAUGGGCUCCCGAUUCGUGGCACUUUGUCGUCCUCUGCCAUCGCCAGCACUACCUCAAGAAAAGUCACGUUGUGUGCUUCGUCGACGGAGUCCGUGUUAUGAAUGAAGACCUGUCCUUUCCGGCCGUCAUGGGGCCCAUGGUUCAAUGUCUCGUCGGCGGCACCGACAUCAACAGUGUCAUGGGCGACUCGCACAUUUCGAGCAUGACCAUGUACGAAGACGAGCUCCAUGCCGACGCCAUCGCGACGCUGUAUCGGUACGGCCCAACACAAACGUGUCUUCGGCGCAUUCCCACGGGUGUCAGCCCGUUCCAGCACUCGAUCGUAACCACAGACACUCUAUGCCCGCUCACAACCGUGGAAAAAUCCGCACUGUCCCACCAAAACAGUCAACUGAAGGUCGUGUUCUCGGUCAGCGCCGACGACGCCUACCUUCCCAACGACACGACCGCCGGCCGUCUCUGCGUGCAGUGGACCAGCGAGGGCGAGUUCGACGAUACCGGCUGGACUCGGCUGAAAAUGGACGCCGCAGACGUCGAGUUCCUUCCUCAACGGCAGAUCCUUCUCGACGACGCGGUCACAAUCGUGACGCAGCCGAAUCGGUCGGACGAUUGGUUUCACCAUGGCGGGAUUCUGUCGAUCCCCGUGUUGCUCGAUCGCUUCCUCGAUGCCAACGCGAUGACGCAGACGUUGCUCACGGACGCUCUACACGUCAUGCAAGAACUCUUGCGCACGAGCGUCGCCCAUCAAGAAGACAUGCUCCACGGGUACGGCUUCCACGUCGUCAGCCACGUCCUACGCGCCCACGAGUCCCAGAUGCGCGACCUCUUGACCCCGAGCAUCGCGACCACGUGCGUCGAGCUCGUGCUGAACCUGUGGCCGUCGAGUGAAACGCACCAGUCGAUGCCGCUGUUUGCGGCGGGCGUCCACGGCCUCCUGCUCGACUUUCAUUUGUGGACCCUGGCUCCGUACAAGACGCAGAGCCUCCUGAUCCAGCAGAUCCUGGUCUUUGUGACCCAACAUCCUCGUAGUUUGGACGUUGCGAUCCAGGCCCAGCACAUUGUCGACAUCUUGCGAACGUUUUACGGCCAUCGCGUCCUGUCGGACCCGUCGUCGGCAUGGAUCGCGGAAUGCGUGGCGUCGCUCGUCCUCGUGCUCAAUCGGUCGCUCGCCGCCGUCGACGAGAAGCAAGUGCUUCAGGUUGGUCAAGACGGAGGGUCCAACGCCCCUCCCGUUCGGGUCCCGUUUCGCCUGGUCCAGGACCUUCGCACGAUCUGCCGACUCCUGGUCAUCUCGACCGACAACGCGCUGGUCACCCGAGCGAUCCUGAACAACCUGUGCGAAACCUUCGAGGCCGACGCGGCGAAGCGGGUGUCAUGUGUCGCGGCUAACGUCGUUGAAGUGUUGAUGCUUUUGAUGGGACCCAAACACGGUUGGGACGUCCGCUUGAUUGCCAUGCGCCUCUUCGUGAUGUUGUACGAAUGGAUGGAAUCCGACGCGGGCCGUGCCGCGUUCCACGCGCUCGAGCGACAGUACCAGUCGGAGGCGGUCGCAGACCCGAAGCUCUGGAACGAACUCGCACACGACAGUGUGUUCAACAUGGGGCUGCAGCACUCGAUUGCCCUGAAUGACGUGACAAACCGGGCGAUCGAAAUGCCGCUCUCGGACCAAACGCCGUCGCCACCGUCGUCUGCAUCGACACCAGCGAGAAAGGAAACAAAGGAUUGUGGCAAGCCUCCCCCGUCGUGGUGGAAAUUGUCGUCGUCGAAUCGACUCGUGCUGACGUUUUCCGAUCGCCUCCUCGUCCUUCGCUCGAUUGCGUUGCGUCAGUUCCAGAUCGGCGUUUCCGACUCUGCGACGGACCUGCAGGUCGCCGUCAGUGCCGCGGUCCCGUCGCUCAUCGCGCUUCCCUUGCGUGGCAUCCUUCCAUUCGUGUCGGUGUUGUUUUCAAAUGCGGCCAUCACCCCACGCGAUCGCGACAAGGUCCUGAUGGAAAUCAGCGUCGUUGUCAAAACGGACAACGGCGUCCAGAUGCAGCUCUUGGACGAGCCGUGGGUCGUCUGGUUUGGCGACUUGCUCGCGUCUUGCGCCACUCAAGCCACGGGCGAAGACCUUGUCCUGGACACCAUCAUCACGCUCAUGUGCCGUGCGCUGUACAAUCCCCACGGAUACCUGUGCCUCGACAAACUCUUUGCCAAGUUUCCGAGUCUGCCGUGGCGGCGCCGCGUCCUCGCGCUGAUCUUUAUUCGGACAGCGCGAAACAAAGCGAUGCUGUCGAGGUCCAUGGCGGAAAACCUGUAUCGGUUGCUCAUGGCCGCAACGUUUCUGCUGAUCCAAGACAGUCACGAACAAGCAGAGGUCCUCAUGUCGGCAUGCUUGGACAUCACCGAGUUGCUCUUGGAAAGCACACACAACAAACAUCGCGCGGGCGUGAUCCCGGGCCUGCGACUUUGUCGCCUUUACCUGGCACACAUGCCACCCCCCCUGCCCCACCGGAUGCUCCAGUUGCUCGCGACCGGGUUGCAGCAAGAAGUGAGCCACCGCAUGCCGAUUGACGAAAGCAUUCAAACCCAAGAUAUGCUCCGCCGCGUCCUCAGCAGUUUGGCCCUCGCCCGCACCGUCAAUCCAGCCGUCGACUGCAGUGAACUCGUCCUCCGCAUCGCUACGUGCGGCUUGUUUGACAAGAUGGACGAGCUGUCCGUGGAGCGACUGGGUGCGAUGGACGCAGCGUCCGCCGUCGACCACGUCUUCAGCAUCCUCGUCGACGAGCCCGAGUGUUUGCAUUUUGAUGAAAUCGUCGACUGGACGCUGUGGAUGCCCAAGUGGUUUCCCGUCUCUGCAUUGUCAACUCCGUCUCCCGACCAUGGGAUGAAGAGCGCCGUGGUCGACGCUGCGUCGCAAGUUGAAGAAAAGCGUCUCUGGGAGACGGUGAAAGAAAUAUCCAAAAAGGAGACGGACCGCAUGGCAUGUCAUGACGUCGGAGUCGAUCGGCGGCGCCAGUGGACCGCGCGCAACUGGGACUACCAACGGUACAAAGUACUGACGGAGCAGAUCGCAUGGGACACGACUGGCAGGUGCUGCUGCAUCUACCCCAGCACUUUCUUAUCGUCCAACCACCCUCGCCACGAAUACCAAUUGACUCGUCAUGAAAUGCCACAUCCGUCGCGGCGGCGCCACCGCAUCGACGUGUACUUCAAGCCAACGAUGUCCUCGCCCGCCCAACCUGUCGCUGUCAUUUCGCGAGACGAGCUUGAAAAAGUGGGUCGUGCGAUCGCAAAGCAGGGCGGUGCGGUUCUUGAUCAAAGCACGGCGCCGGCAGAGGACGCGACCGAGUUCGACUCGACGCUCCAACCCACAUCGCCCCGAUCGAUCGAUGACGACGACGACGAUGAUGCUGACAAAGUGUCGAUGCCGGCUCCAUCGCACGUGUUCGCAUUUCUCCAUCCGUCCAGCGGCUGCGGCGUCCAGCCCAACGAUCGCGUGUACUUGCAACCGUUGGUUCGAAAGGUCGUCCCGGAGGGGCUCGUCCUGGGCACGUUGUCCAUUUGUGAUCACGCGGCCGUGUUUGAGCCCCAGAUUGCUUCGACAUCAAAAGAUGAUGUCGAGUUGGCCGCGGGCCUCCAGCUCACGUAUCGAUGGACGUGGAAGGAUGUCGUCGCGGUCUACUUGCGGCGCUUUCGGCUGCGAGAGUCUGCGAUCGAGAUCUUUCUCCACAACGGCAUGGCCCAUUUCCUCGACUUCCACGUCCCGGACGUGCCGUCCUCCGUGGCCGUCCGCGACGAGACCGUGCGCAUGAUCCUGGCCAUGUGUCCCCGCACCACGAUCAAGCAGUGGCCGAGGAUGUCCCCCGGUCGUAUUGUGGGGAAUCUGACGAAAGCAUGGCAGAUGCGCGUCAUGAGCAACUACGACUACCUCAUGGCGCUCAACACCGUGUCCGGUCGAUCUUUCAACGACUUGACUCAGUAUCCUGUGUUUCCGUGGGUGCUGUCGAACUACACAAGCGACCACUUGGACUUGGCAGAUCCUGCCAACUACCGACCGCUGAACCAGCCCAUGGGCGCUCUGAACCCCGAUCGGUUGGCCGAGUAUUGGGAGCGAUACCACAGCUUUGAUGACCCGGUGAUUCCAAAAUUCUUGUACGGAUCGCACUACUCGACGGCAGCGGGGUCGGUUUUGUACUACCUCAUGCGGCUGCAGCCGUUCUCGUCCUUGCACAAGUUGACGCAGGGCGGAUCGUUUGACCUGCCUGACCGCCUGUUCAACUCGGUCGGCGACGUCUGGACGAUGUGCAACUCGAGCAUGUCGGAAGUCAAGGAACUCACGCCGGAAUGGUUCAGCACCCCGUCGUUUCUGCGCAACGUGCACGGGUUUGACUUUGGCACGCGGCAAGACGGCGUGCGCGUCGGGGACGUCGAGCUGCCUCCAUGGGCACACAAUGACCCCGAAGAAUUCAUUCGAGUCCACCGCGCCGCGCUCGAAAGCGACUUUGUCUCGGCCCAUCUCCACGAAUGGAUCGACCUCAUUUUCGGGUACCAGCAACGAGGCCCGGACGCGUUGGCAGCAAACAACGUUUUCUACUACCUGACGUACUCGGGCCUCGUCGAUCUCGACUCGAUCGACGACCCACACCUCCGCCAUGCCAUGGAGCAGCAGAUUGCCCAUUUUGGCCAGUGCCCACAGCAGCUCUUUCGCGACCCCCACCCGCCACGCGGCAGCUCGUCGCGGUCCGUGCAAGAGUACCCUCCCCAUUUGACGACGUCGCUGAGCGGGCACGCCAGCGUAGUCACGGUCAAGGUGCUGAGCGACCGCGUCUUGGCGGUGAAUUCGCUCGGCGGGAUUGAAUUGCACCACUGGAAACUUGAAAAAGACGGAGACAAGUGGGUCUUCCAAGUCGAGCGCGCCACGAGUCCCGUUGACGUUGUGCCGCGAGUGCCAGUCUACGCAACGUGUGUCUUUCCAGUGUGCAUGUCGUCGCAAGGCCGCGUGUGCGUGAGUGGCGGCGCUCCGACUGGCACCAUUCACCUCCGCCUCAUCGAUCUCGACAACGGCCGCGUGUUGGCUCGAGCGAGCGCCGACGGCCACACUGGCAUGGUUACGUGCAUUGCCAUGGACAUUCUCGGUGAAGACGAGUUCUUUCUCUCUGGCUCCACAGACUGCUCCGUGAUGCUGUGGCAGCUCUCCCACAUGAACAGCCCGUUCCGCCCGCCGCGGGUGUCGUCCUGCCCCCUCGUGGCAUUUCGAGGUCACAAGCGCCGCAUUGCGUCGUGCGCGCUCAGCAUUCCACUCGGAAUCGCCGUCAGUGCCUCCGACACGAUGUGCUUGGUGCACAACGUGCACACGGGAGCGGUCUCGUUUGGAUUCCAAAGCCCGCCGUGCGCAGUGUUUCAAUCGGUCGCGAUCUCGUCCAAGGGCUACGUCGUCGCAUGUGCUACGGUCCAUGAAAAAAUCCGCUGUGCCGCUCCUCACACUCGUGCACGGUAGAUCAGCGACACGAGCGUUGUCCUGGUGUACAACCUGAUGGGGUCUUGCGUCCGCCAGCACUCGAUGGAGGUGUGUGGGUCGCUCCAAAUUUCCCGAGACGGGUCGUUGGUCACGGCAAGCCUUCCACGGAGUCUGCGGUGCUUCCGCCUCGACGAGUAAGUGCGCCUCGACUCGGUCGCACGCUCGACGGCAUUGUUUAGUUUUACCGUCGCGGCCGAAUAUUCCAACCCCAAGGGCCACAUGCACGCGAUCUCGUGCUCGGAGAUCGGUCCAUUCGAAGCCGACAUGCUCGCUGUAACUGGCCACGUGGACGGCAGCGUCGUAUGGCAUGUCCUGCCGGACGCCGACGGUCAGCUGUCGCUGCUCGAGUCGGUCGGGCGCUUUCUCAACUUGAAUUCCAAGCUCAAGGUCGUCAAGGGCACUGUCCAGCAAGCCCAGAAACUAGCCAUGUCGACGAUCGACAACGCCCAGGCCGUGUCCAACACAGCCAAGGACAUUGCAGACGAAGCCAAGUCGAUGAUGCACACGAUCUUUGGCCUCUUCAAGUAGAGAAUUGCGUCAUGACAGACUUUGUGUAUUGAACUUGACGUGUAUGCU
This is a messenger RNA of Aphanomyces invadans, 6357 nucleotides long. RefSeq lists its product as hypothetical. Gene Ontology annotation, molecular function: protein binding. Bases 1 to 5760 code for a protein of 1919 amino acids. The record is from RefSeq and is a predicted model, not a curated record. NCBI's taxonomy places the organism in Eukaryota, Oomycota, Saprolegniomycetes, Saprolegniales, Verrucalvaceae. The transcript has 4 exons.